Molecule: messenger RNA, 396 nt
Organism: Pestalotiopsis fici W106-1
Lineage: Eukaryota; Fungi; Ascomycota; Sordariomycetes; Amphisphaeriales; Sporocadaceae
Exons: 1
Coding region: 1-396 (131 amino acids)
Source: RefSeq, a predicted model, not a curated record
AUGGCAUCGACGCGCUCCACCACUGGCAGUUCGCGGCCACGCGUACACCUCACUGUCGACACUGGCCCAGAGCGCAAACGUACCAACACUACAACGGGCGCCAAGCGCGGUCGCAAGCCCGGUUCAUCAAAAUCGGGUACCACCACUACCAAGUCUCGCGCUGCAACGGGCGCAGGUGUCAAGAAGCGCGGUCGCCCUGCCGGCUCGACCAAGGCUGCUGCUUCUACUACCGGCACUCACCACAAGAGAAAGUCUCACUUAAGUGACAAGAUUGAGGGCGUCGCGGACAAGGUGAUUGGUACCGUCACACGGAAGCCUGGCAAGAAAGCAGCCGGAACCAAGAAGAUCCGCGGCACAGACGGCAAGAAUGCUCGAGGCAGGCCCAGGAAGGCGUAA